Penicillium digitatum Pd1 is the source of this 1287-nucleotide messenger RNA. NCBI's taxonomy places the organism in Eukaryota, Fungi, Ascomycota, Eurotiomycetes, Eurotiales, Aspergillaceae. The record is from RefSeq and is a predicted model, not a curated record.
AUGGAAUCCGUUCGCAAUAUUCGGAAUCCAAUACCCCCGGUGCUUUUGCAACCAUACAAAUGGCUUUCUAUCUAUGAAGACUUCGUGACCAAGAAUGCAAACUCCGUUGGUCAAGUCGAGUCAGCGCUGAGAUCUUUGACUUAUAUUAUCCCGGGUGAGUUCUCAUGCGGUUUUACCAUGCAGCUGUUGAAGAAACUAACAAGCUUCUUCUACCAGGACGAUACCGAGAAUCAGAGAUACCUUCAGAAUGUGGUUAGUGUAACAUUGUACUUGCCUUGGAGCGCGCCUGUUGAUACCCCAGCAGUACACUCCGGUGUCCAGUUAUUAUCGUUAUACCAUGACUCUCUUGUUUCGAGAGUUAUUGAUCGGCUCCCAUCGACUGUCCCCCGGCCGCCGCCCACUCCCCACUCUCGAUAUACUAAAUACUGGACCUCUAGCUCCUCGCUGUAUCGCAAGGUGGCGCUUGCGCUACAAAUGCUCCAGUAUACUGAGCUUCUCUGGGAGAUGGUGGCGCGGCGACGCGGCCAGAAAACCCGUUGGCGCGUGGUCAUAUUCAUUGAAUUCGCAAAGGCAGUUUGCCGCUUGCUUCUUCUGCGAUUGACCAACUCCAGACCACUCGUCAGUCCUCCACUUCCAGAACGGGAGGUAGAUCCAAGGACGACAGAAGAAGAGACACCACAGAUUGACUGGAAUGGAAUGGACACUCCGGUGAGCGAGCGGUCUUCAGACUUGAGUUGGAAGAUGCCUCGCACGGGACUUUCCCUUCCAUCUCUCCCCGACGUAAAUGAUGUGUCGAACUAUCUCAUCUCCAAAGUUCUUACGGCAGAUGACAUAAAACCCCCGAAGGCACUCCUCCACCGGGCGAUGGGACAAGGACAACUGGCUGAAGUGCUGUACAUUCUUCGGCCUGUUAUCUACGCAAUGGCAAUGCAAAAGUGGAGUGGUGAUAGACGAAGCUGGCGGCCAUGGCUCAUUGGAUUUGGAAUGGAGUUUGGCUGCCGUCAGCUCGCAAAGCAGGACUUCCGUGAACGGGUCGCUGGCGGUCUUCGGGGACUUACAGGGCUUGAGCGAGAGGAAUUGAAGAAGCGUGGAUGGUCAAUGGGCUGGUGGAUGAUGAGAGGCGCAUUCUAUGAGAACAUCACAAAGUACGAAACCGACUCUGUUCUCUCUCUGGAUUCCCAUUUGAAUACUGACAUUGUGAAACAGGUCGGGGCUACACAGUUUGACUGGAAAGAUGAAAGGCAAGCCAUUGUUGGAUUUGGUGGGCAGUGUUGUGGAGGACUAUGA